GUGUGAGUGAGUGCUGAGGUUUUUUCUAGACAAGCGUUUUUUUGACGAAAGUAAGUACAACUUGAACUUAAACAGAGUUGAUGCAAUGAAAUCUACCGGAACUGGGGCGUGACGGCGUGAGGAUUUACUCAUGGAUAUUCUUUUGGUUUUGAAUGCAAAUGUAUUCAGCACACUAUCAGAUAGAAACAAAGUUUAAACUUAAAAGGGAAAAAUACUUCUACAAAACAAACGCGCGACAUCAUGGCGAAAAUGAUGAGUAAAAUGGGGAUGAAAAAGAUGGGAUUGGGGAUGAAAAAAAUGGCGGAAGCGAAGGUAUGAAAAGUUUUCUGGUUGUUCGUUUUCUGAGCAGUGUGCUCUUCUUUCGUUGUCGCACAAGAGGGCUGCACUCAGGGCAGAUCUGUUCGUUCAUUUUGUGACUUCAGACGCGACACGAUCUUUUACCCUAGGCGGUUUCAUGAAAAUUUUAGUGUUUCUUGUGCAUGACAAACACAAACUUCAAUCUAACCCCAGGUGGUGAGCAAGGUGGCGAAGAAGCGGAGGAUUUACGCGGUGCGGAGGAAGGUGGUGAAGGGAGAAAUGAAGCGGACCGGAGGAGGUUUGGAGAAACCGGAUUUGAGGAAGAAGGUGACUGGGAAGUGCGUCAGUGUGAAGGUCGUCGCGGCGGUGAAGAAGUCCAAGCAGUACAAGAAAGUCAUCGCCUGGAGUAUUGUCCUGCUUUGCUGUUCUUGUUUUUGACUUUUCGGCGCGCCACUUUUUUGGCUCCGCCGCUUCCCUCUUGUUGGUUCUAAUUUUCCCUGUGGUGUUUGUCGACGAACACGAAAGCACCGCCAUCAGUGAUUUGAACCAAGCUGACUCAGUUCACACAACAGACGCAGCAUUUAUGAAGGCGAGAAAGGAGCUGAAGUUGGAGGGUUUUGUGCCGUGCGGAGGCAAAACUGCGAAGGGCAAGGCGUUCCUGGCCACGACCCGCAAGUUUUACAAGGCCUAAACCACGAGGGUGGCGCGUUGGCCCGGGCUGAGGUGCUCCUGUUUGGUUAUGGUGGACCCAUUCCAUUGGUUGAGCUCCAGCGCCGACUGGCCAUGUAAGUCGCGUGGCGGUUCUUCUGCUAGCAGCUGUACUACGAAACGCGCGAGCUUCAUCGUCAUAGUUCUUUUCUACGUGAGAGGUAGUUCUCGAAUUUUGAAUCAGGUGAAUGCACAGCAGCGACCAACAAGGUUUUCCAUGUGACAAGCUUAGUAGAAGAACAGAACAAAGGACAAGUAAAAGUAUAGCAAGCAGAGAAAGAGUGAGGGCGUGGCACAAAGAACGCUGUGCCAGGGAGCAGAGUCUUGGCAUAUUGCCGCAAUUCGCUCACUCAUGUUGUUUUCCUGAUGUCGAAGGUGUGUUUCAUCGAAAGUUCUUUGUUGAAGACGCUGUAGUUGUUGCGAAGUUUGUGACUAAAAAGCAAAUAUGUACUCU
Amoebophrya sp. A120 is the source of this 1459-nucleotide messenger RNA. The record is from the annotation of a GenBank genome assembly. Lineage: Eukaryota; Dinophyceae; Syndiniales; Amoebophryaceae.